Messenger RNA from Galeopterus variegatus (Sunda flying lemur), 650 nucleotides. Its product is annotated as leucine-rich repeat flightless-interacting protein 2-like. The transcript is spliced from 6 exons. Gene Ontology annotation, biological process: regulation of DNA-templated transcription. The record is from RefSeq and is a predicted model, not a curated record. NCBI's taxonomy places the organism in Eukaryota, Metazoa, Chordata, Mammalia, Dermoptera, Cynocephalidae. The annotation marks the transcript as partial.
CGGCUCCUCCCGGGGGCCGGUUCCCGCUGUCUCAGCCGGGGCGCGGAGAGCACAGCGGAUCGACUGACUGGCCGGUUGCUGGCGCUGGGAGCCGCCGCGUCCAGGCCGGCUCGACUGGCCGGGGACUCGAGACCGAGUCGGUCCGCCGCGCCCGGCGCCCUUCGUCUCUCGCCCCGGCGGGCGAGCUGUGCUCCGGCCCUUCCCAAGUUGCGCCGCAGCCACAGCCCACGGCCAGAGAUAGAUUUGGAAAGAUAAAUGAAGGAGUCUAGAAGCAAAAUCAAUGUCAGUGGAAAGAAGAGCUACCAUCACUAAGGACUGAAAACAGAGUGAAACCACUUUCUGAGUUAAAAGACUAUUAAGAACACAAGAUGGGGACUCCUGGUUCUGGAAGGAAAAGAAUGCCUAUGAAAGACCGAUUUUCUGCAGAAGAUGAAGCUUUGAGUAACAUUGCCAGAGAGGCAGAGGCAAGGCUGGCAGCAAAGCGGGCUGCCCGGGCAGAAGCAAGAGAUAUACGCAUGAGAGAACUGGAACGACAACAAAAAGAGGCGUCAUUGUACGAUGGUGGAUUAUAUAACCCUUAUGGUUCUCGAACUCCAUCUGAAUACAGUUAUUACUCAUUAAGAACAAGUUCAGGCCGAAGCAGUCCUGCG